Molecule: messenger RNA, 1031 nt
Organism: Cajanus cajan (pigeon pea)
Lineage: Eukaryota; Viridiplantae; Streptophyta; Magnoliopsida; Fabales; Fabaceae
Source: RefSeq, a predicted model, not a curated record
AUGGAGGGGAGUUGCAGGAGGUAUCAUGUGUUGUUGUUCUGCAAUGUUUUGAUUGAUGAUGGUAGGUGUAGGAUCAGGAUCAUCAUAAGAUUCGGUGUGUAUCAGAUUGGGUGUGAUGUAAUUGUGAAAAACAUCAGGAGUAGGAGCGGAGGAGUUGCUGGUCUGGAAUUUUCAUUGAUUAACGUUAGAAGAGAUAAAAGAUUGAAUCUGAAUGUAGAGGGCAAAGUGAGGUAUAUUGGGUUAUCUGAAGCCAGCCCAGAUACAAUUAGCAGAGCACACGCAGUUCAUCCCAUCACAGCUGUGCAAAUAGAGUGGUCUCUAUGGACUCGUGACAUUGAGGAGGAGGUAGUUCCUCUGUGCAGGGAACUUGGUAUUGGAAUUGUACCAUAUAGUCCUCUUGGUCGUGGCUUUUUUGGCGGCAAAGGAGUUGUGGAAAAUGUUCCUGCAACAAGCUCCCUGAAAGUACAUCCACGUUUCCAAGCCGAGAACAUGAACAAGAAUAAGAAUAUAUAUGAUCGAAUUGAAACCCUUGCUAAGAAGCAUAAGGCCACUCCUGCCCAGUUGGCAUUAGCAUGGGUACUCCAGCAAGGCGAGGAUGUUGUACCUAUUCCUGGAACAACCAAGAUUAAGAACCUGGAUCAAAACCUAGGUGCGUUAGCAGUGAAAUUGUCAGAAAGGGACCUGAGAGAAGUUUCUGAGGCGGUUCCCAUUGAUGAUGUAGCAGGUGGUAUACACUACUUUGGACUGGAACACUUUACCUGGAAGUUUGCUAACACACCUCAAAAAGAUUCAAGGGUUUCAACCUGAACCACUCAACUUUUCAGUUAGAGAUUCUAUUAAGUCAUGAAUUGAGGGUAACAAGGUUGACAGAGGCUAAUAUCAGGAAGCUACCGAUACAUGCUGUAGAUAGUAGAUGUGCAGAGAAUAUUACUCCUUCUGUUUUUUAUUCAUAGUCGUUUAAGGUUUUGCACGGGAUUUAAGAAAAUGAUUGAUAUUUUAGUUUUCAAAAAUAUUUAUUACUUACUUUUCUA